Molecule: messenger RNA, 868 nt
Organism: Nomascus leucogenys (northern white-cheeked gibbon)
Lineage: Eukaryota; Metazoa; Chordata; Mammalia; Primates; Hylobatidae
Gene: SDF2L1
Product: stromal cell derived factor 2 like 1
Source: RefSeq, a predicted model, not a curated record
CGCUGUCAGAACCGGAUUGGGCCGCGGCGGGGACGGAAGCGGCCCCAGGGCCCGAGGGGCUGGAACCUGGCCGGGGCGAUGUGGAGCGCGGGCCGCGGCGGGGCUACCCGGCCGGUGCUGUUGGGGCUGCUGCUGGCGCUGUUAGUGCCGGGCGGUGGUGCCGCCAAGAGCGGUGCGGGGCUCGUGACCUGCGGGUCGGUGCUGAAGCUGCUCAAUACGCACCACCGCGUGCGGCUGCACUCGCACGACAUCAAAUACGGAUCCGGCAGCGGCCAGCAAUCGGUGACCGGCGUAGAGGCGUCGGACGACGCCAAUAGCUACUGGCGGAUCCGCGGCGGCUCGGAGGGCGGGUGCCCGCGCGGGUCCCCGGUGCGCUGCGGGCAGGCGGUGCGGCUCACGCAUGUGCUUACGGGCAAGAACCUGCACACGCACCACUUCCCGUCGCCGCUGUCCAACAACCAGGAGGUGAGUGCCUUUGGGGAAGACGGCGAGGGUGACGACCUGGACCUAUGGACAGUGCGCUGCUCUGGACAACACUGGGAGCGUGAGGCUGCUGUGCGCUUCCAGCACGUGGGCACCUCUGUGUUCCUGUCAGUCACGGGUGAGCAGUAUGGAAGCCCCAUCCGUGGGCAGCAUGAGGUCCACGGCAUGCCCAGUGCCAACACGCACAAUACCUGGAAGGCCAUGGAAGGCAUCUUCAUCAAGCCUAGUGUGGAGCCCUCUGCAGGUCACGACGAACUCUGAGUGUGUGGAUGGAUGGGUGGAUGGAGGGUGGCAGGUGGGGCAUCUGCAGGGCCACUCUUGGCAGAGACUUUGGGUUUGUAGGGGUCCUCAAGUGCCUUUGUGAUUAAAGAAUGUUGGUCUAUGA